CGAACCGAAAAUAAAAACCACUCUCACCUACACACCAAAAAACCAGCAACAAAAAAAUAAUUACAAUUUUGCAAAAAUAAUUAAAUCAGAUAGAAAAUAUUCAGAUUCAUUUUUCAGUAAUUUUUUUUACCAAAUUCAUUUUCGUUUUACGUAUGUGAGAAGUUUUCUUGUUUCACACAAUUCCUCAUCCCUAUUAACUCAGUGGGAUUUUUCUGCUACAGCUACCGAGUCAACUCGCUCUAUACUCUAUGAUUGUGUACUUGAGGUGCAUGUGGUUGAUAUUCAAUGGAAACUGUGGUUGGAAUUGAGGAUAAUGAUGAUGGGAAGCUUGAAGACAGUGUGGUUGAUAGAAGCAGUUCUGCAGCUUUGUCUUCUUCACCCAAAAAAAUUUCUAACCCGGUUGUGUACAAACUUGUUCGGGUUGAAGGUGAUGGGAGGUUAGUGCCUGCAACAGAUGAUGAAGUAAUGGAGGUGGAGGAUUUUCUAGAAUAUGAGAACAGUGAAAUGCGUGUUGUUGCAGACACGGGACAGAGUUUGGAAUGCAUAUCAAUCGAAAGAUCAUCUUCUGGAAAGCUUCGAUUGGAGUGCUCAGAAGGUGUUUCACAAUUAGGCACCGCAGAGGCAGAUUUAGGGAAGCUAAAUGCAAAGUUUCAGUACAUUGAACAGAUGCUGCAAAAGGUUAAACAGGAAGAGAGACUUCGCUUGUCGUCUCGAUCACCUGUUCAUUCUCAUGUAAAAAUAGAUAGCCAGUGUUCUGCUGAUAAAUUUCCUGUCGUAAAUGAGAAGGUUCGGUCUGAAACUCCAUACCAGGAAGCACCUUCAAUAGCAUCGAGUUUAAAUUAUAGUCAUAGUAAUCAAUCUGGGAGUAUUGAUCAGUGUUCCAGACCUUCAGAAGGAGUAAUAGAAAGUGGAUCAUCUGCUUCUGAUGUCUAUUCCACAUCGAAGCAUAAUUUUUCCAUGCCAGAAGGAGAAAUAUGUUUGGACAAGUUGUCGAUCAAAGAACUUCAUGAACUGUUUAAGGUCACUUUUGGUCGGGAAACUACAGUGAAAGAUAAACAGUGGCUGAAGAGGAGGAUUGCCAUGAGUUUAACUAACUCAUGCGAUGUUUCCGCAACAACAUUUACUGUUAAAGAUAACAAAAUAACUAGAAAAUGUGAAGAAGAAUGUUCUGGAAAUGCGAGUGCUGCAGCUGUAAUCUCUGUCAAAAAUAUGGCUGGAGAGGGUUGUGGAAUUGAGGAUAACCAGGUUGCUUCUGAAACCAGACUGAAGAAUCUUAAUGUGGAAAAUGAAUUGAGAGAUGAGGAUCAGCAGAGGGAAGAGAGAGCUGCGAAAAGAAUACGUAAGCCCACUAAGAGAUAUAUUGAAGAGCUCUCUGAAAAUGAAUCUAGAGAACACAUUCCUAGGUCGUCAAGUUCUAAUAAAAACAUCGGACAUGGACAUGUUUCUCCAACAGCUUACGUCGAGCCUGCUAGGAGUGCUUUUCCAGAGGCAAGAAUGUUUAUCACCAGGUUUGACUCUCUUGGAGGUUCUGAUGUUCAAAUUCCUUGUGUUUCUCGGGUCCGAAGAAGUCGUCCAAGGAAAAAUAUCAAGUCUCUUAUGAAAUUCCUUCCGACUGGCGUGGGUGAGGCUGCAAAAUUGAGCAAUGGUUCUGAUGCUGAUAGUGAGAUUCAGGACAAAGUCUCGAAGCCAUGUUCCAUGCCUGUGAAGAUGCAUCUGCUGUCCACUACUGAAUCUGUAAAAGAGAAGCAGUGUCUGGUAAUUGGCACAACUGAACCAAGGCAGGAAUUGAGGCCAAAAAGGAUAGAUCCAUCUAGUAAUACUUCGGAGGGCGAUAUAGUUACUGUUCCGACAGCUAAAGGUGGUAUGAGGAGGAAACAUCAUCGAGCAUGGACCCUUGUUGAGGUAAUGAAGUUGGUUGAAGGUGUGUCGCGGUGUGGACCAGGGAGGUGGUCUGAGAUCAAACGGCUCUCCUUUUCUUCGUAUUCAUAUCGUACCUCUGUUGAUCUCAAGGACAAGUGGAGGAAUUUGCUCAAAGCUAGCUUUGCACAGACACCUGCAGAUGAGGGGAUGAAUUCACGGAAGCAUGGUACAGCGCCAAUUCCGGAGCCAAUUUUAGUCCGCGUAAGAGAGCUGGCAGAGAUGAAUUCUCAGGCACCUCAAAAUUUCAGCUCAAGCAAGUUAACUGCUAGUGGUCCAGGGAGUGUGCAUGGAGACAGAUUGGGGUACUUGUAGUAAUGUUGUUUGUAAAUAUUACCAAAUUGCUUAACUCUGCAAAAAUUCUAAAAAACAAAAAAUUAUUAACUUGUGUUUUUCUUUAAAACCCAAUCCUUUUUUUGAUGCAUAGAGUCUAGAACCGUAUAUAAUAAUAGAAUGUUAAUGUUUAAGUUCUUCAUUAUGGAUGUUUUGAUCGAUGUAAAUCGUUUUGAGUAAAUUAGAAUUAACUAAUAGAUUUUUAUUU
This is a messenger RNA of Cicer arietinum (chickpea), 2458 nucleotides long. RefSeq lists its product as uncharacterized. NCBI's taxonomy places the organism in Eukaryota, Viridiplantae, Streptophyta, Magnoliopsida, Fabales, Fabaceae. The record is from RefSeq and is a predicted model, not a curated record.